AUGAAAGCAACUCCUGUUCUCAAGAUGUUCCAUCCAACAAUAUCCACUUUUCUGCUAGUGCUAUCAACGGUACUGUUGGUUGCAUCAAAAUCCAGUGUACCAUGGAGUUCUGAUGAGCGCAGGGCACCACCUUCAUUUCCUCCAGAACCUCCGUUUGAAUUGAAAGGCAUUCUUCCGCCUGCAACUUUCUCUCAGCUCACUGCGAUUCAUCAGAAUCAAUCAUUGACAAUACCGCAAAAGAUAGCUGAAAUUGAUGAAAUUAUAAAUUCCUUACCGGUAGAUGUUCUUCAACGGCUCCCUCUUCCACCAGUAUUCCGUUCGCUUCCACAGGAUGUCCAGGAAAUGAUCAAAGUUGUACGGACAGCAAAAAACCUAACAGUGCAAGAAAAAUGGCUCCAGAUGACAGUUAUCAUUGAAUCACUUCCAGAAGAACAAAAGCGAAUACUACAGCAAGCGAUGCCGGAUUUGCCACCGACACCUUCACUGGAAUUCAAAGAUAUACUUCCAAAAGAAGCAUGGGAUCAGCUUGUUACAGUUUAUCAGGAUAUCAACCUCGAUAAGGCACAGAAAAUGAAAAGGAUUGAUGAAAUAAUGGAUGCUUUGCCGGAUUCAAUCCGCCAGAAACUACCAUUAUCAUCAUCACUCCAAAAAUUACCUGUCGACAUACAGCACAAAUUGCAAGCUAUUCACAUGGAACGUGGAUUAUCAGCAGAACAACGAGUUCAAAGAAUGACAGCAAUAUUGGGAUCACAUAUGAAAAAACUGAUAUUCCCGCAUUAG
This is a messenger RNA of Loa loa (African eye worm), 780 nucleotides long. RefSeq lists its product as hypothetical. The transcript is spliced from 5 exons. The record is from RefSeq and is a predicted model, not a curated record. Lineage: Eukaryota; Metazoa; Nematoda; Chromadorea; Rhabditida; Onchocercidae. The coding region runs from base 1 to 780 and encodes 259 amino acids.